CCCCCCCCCCCCCCCCCCCCCUCUCUCUUCAUCUUCACACAUUCAAACCCAAUUUCAUGAAAGAUCCCAAAACCCUAACCCUAACCCCACCCCCAUCCUUCACCCUCUUCCCAUCCCUCAAUCUCCCACAAAAACCCAUCACAUUAGUCGGUCCGUUCUCUUGUUUCCACCAAUUCUCCACCCUCAUCAUCACCUUCAUCGCCUACGCCGCCUUCCACGCCUCCCGUAAACCCCCCAGCAUCGUCAAAUCCAUUCUUGGACCCGACCCAGACCCAGAUCCAUCAAACCCACAACCCGGAUGGCCCCCUUUCAACUCUGCCAGUGGCACCCACCGCCUCGGCGAGCUCGAUCUCGCAUUCUUAUCCGCUUACGCCAUCGGUAUGUACUUUUCCGGACACGUUGGCGAUCGGAUUGAUCUUAGGCUCUUUUUAACUGUUGGCAUGAUUGGUAGUGGUGUCUUUACUGUUAUGUUUGGGUUGGGGUAUUGGUUUGAUGUGCAUUUGUUCGGGUAUUUUGUCGUUGUGCAGAUUUGUUGUGGCGUGUUUCAGUCGGUCGGGUGGCCGUGUGUGGUCGCUGUGAUGGGGAAUUGGUUCGGGAAAGCGAAACGAGGGUUGAUAAUGGGUGUGUGGAAUUCGCAUACUUCUGUCGGGAAUAUCGUUGGGUCGGUUGUUGCUUCGUCGGUUUUGGGUUUCGGGUGGGGUUGGGCGUUUUUGUUGCCCGGGGUUCUUAUUGUUGUUAUGUCGGUUAUUGUUUUCUUGUUUCUUGUUGUGAAUCCGGAGACUAUCGGGCUUGAGUUGCCUCAUGAUGAUGAUGAAGAAGAAGAGGGCGUAAUGGGAACGAGUACCGAGGGGACGGCUUUGGUUGAGUUGCGGAAAGUAGAAUCCGAAGAGGGUGACGGUGAAGGAGGGUCUGAAUCUGUGUCAUCCGCGAUCGGGUUUUUAGAGGCGUGGAAGUUGCCCGGUGUUGCUCCGUUUGCGUUUUGCCUGUUCUUUUCGAAGCUCGUUGCGUACACUUUCUUGUAUUGGUUACCCUUUUACAUAAGGCACACAGCUGUGGCGGGAGUGCAUCUAUCUCAUAAAACUGCCGGAAUACUUUCGACAAUAUUCGAUAUCGGAGGUGUUGUUGGUGGGAUUUUAGCGGGAUACAUAUCCGAUCUAAUCGACGCUCGUGCAGUCACCUCAAUCGUAUUUUUAAUACUAUCAAUUCCCGCUCUUGUUGUUUACCGCUUAUACGGAAGCAUUUCGAUGUUCAGCAACGUUUUCCUAAUGUUCCUUUCUGGGUUACUUGUAAACGGGCCAUACGCGCUUAUUACAACGGCUGUUGCAGCCGAUCUCGGUACACAAAGCUCGAUUAAGGGUAAUUCUCGAGCGUUAGCUACCGUGAGUGCGAUCAUAGAUGGUACUGGUUCGGUUGGUGCAGCGCUGGGCCCGCUUUUGGCCGGAUAUAUAUCUACACGAGGAUGGAAUAGUGUGUUCUUUAUGCUGAUAUUAUCGUUAUCCGUUGCUGGUUUGUUGUUGGUUCGAGUUGUUAGAAACGAAAUUAAAGAGAAAGUAAACGAGGGAAAAUGGCUAUGGUUUAGUGGUAUCGUACAUUGAUGUCGGAUUUUGGAAGCCGUUUUUGGAGAAGUUAAGGAUGUUCUGAUUCUGGAUAUGAAACAGCUGCUGUUAUAGGUAUUAGUUUUUUUUUUUUUUUUUUUUUUGUCUCAAGUAGUUUCACACACAUUAUAUAGAGAUUGAGUGAACAUUAUUUUUGUGUAUUCUUUAUUCAUAUGUAAUUGUAUUAUGUAAAAGGAUACAGUUGAAGAUAUACACUUUAUAUUGUCUACUA
Molecule: messenger RNA, 1827 nt
Organism: Helianthus annuus (common sunflower)
Lineage: Eukaryota; Viridiplantae; Streptophyta; Magnoliopsida; Asterales; Asteraceae
Product: putative glycerol-3-phosphate transporter 5
Exons: 2
Coding region: 57-1595 (512 amino acids)
Biological process (GO): phosphate ion homeostasis; transmembrane transport
Cellular component (GO): membrane
Molecular function (GO): transmembrane transporter activity
Source: RefSeq, a predicted model, not a curated record